UGUCUUCCGCUGAGCUCAGACGGACUAUUUUUGCUAGCAAUGGAGGUCCAAUAAGGACCAACUUACAGAGAGCUAAGUGUAAGUGGUUUUCCUAGUUCCAUUCUUUCCGGGAAGAGCUCUCUUGGGUUCCGGCAAACUAACCGUGAUCGUCGCCGUCUCAUUGCUGUAAAGAACUGAAGGAUAAUCACGGAGAAAGUGUUUAUUUUCUAUAAGGUCUGUAAUUUCUUCUUACUUCGUUUAUCUUCUACUUCCCAACUCCUGCACCUAAAGUUGGCAAACCCAUUUAUGUGGAUGGUUAUUUUCCCAGUAGUCUAUUAAAUUGGAUUCCAAACAACGGAAAGUCAAGGUUGAAAGAUGGCUCCUCGAAGAAAAAGAAAUCGUAGCUGCAAGCAACAGAAACAACUUAACAAAGAAAAUGAUUGGGAGCUAAUUAGAAAAAGAAAACGUAGCUGCAAGCAACAGAAACAACUUAAUGAAGAAAAUUAUGGGGAGCUAAUUAGAAAAAGAAAUGGUAGCCGCAAGCAAUGGAAACAACAUAGCGAAGAAAAUGAUGGGGAGCUAAUUAGUGUGGAUUGGACAGAACUUCCUCCUAUUAUCUUUCAGGUUAUUUUUGAGCGACUACCUUUAAUUGAUUGUAUAUCUGUCAGUGAUGUAUGCAAGUCAUGGAGAAGUGUUUUUAUCCAAGACCCUUUUUCUUGGGAAAGACACGGUUUCCCUUCACUUUUUAUGUCUAAUCAGAAGGACAAAAAUAAGAGAACGUGCAUUAGCAUGAUAGAGAAACGGGCUUGGGAGAUGGAGCUGCCUGAGGCUCAUGGAAAAUACUGUUGGGGAUCAUUUCAUGAUUGGUUGAUUUUAGUAAAAGAUCUUGAAUGCUUCUAUCUUGAGAUUAGCUUGUUCAAUCCAUUCACAAGAAGCAAAAUUGAUCUACCUGGAGCAUGGAACUUUUACCACAAGAUGGUCCUCUCAGAGCUUCCCUCUUCGCAGAAGUGUAUUUGCAUGCUUGUACAUGGUCAGUCUGGGGAGCUUGCUUUUUGUGUUCCAGGAGCUCAAUCAUGGCAUCAAUAUAAACUAGUAGACGAACCAUUUGAGGAUGCUGUCUUCUGCAAUGGAAGUUUCUAUGUCUUGAGCAAUAAUUAUAACAUUUGGCAGAUUGAUGCUUCUAAUGUUUUUGCUACCAUUAGCGGACAUGAUGCUUCUCCUGUUGCUGCUGAUUCUGAGAUAAAAAAUUUGUUCCAUGAAGUAAACAUUGCCCAAAGGCAUACAAAUGAUGGUGUGUUGAAGUAUCUUGUGGAAUCUUGUGGUGAAGUUUUGCUUGUCUGUAGAUUUUUUAGCACUAAACCAGAUGCUGUACUUGAAACAGAGAAUUUUGAAGUAUAUGUGCUGGAUGUUGGCCAGAUGUCCUGGGAAAAGAUCAACAAUUUGGGAGAUCGUGUAUUGUAUUUAGGUAAAUGUUGUUCGAGAUCCUUUUCUUCAAGGGAACUCGGGGUUAACAUGUCAAACUCUAUCUAUUUCUCAAAUGAUCAUGUUGCUCCGUGGUGGAACGAAUGGGAUUCUAAACAUCUUAUAGGCAUCUCAUCACGCCUUGGUUUAAAAAACACUGACAGGAAGGAUUGGGGCAUUUUCAACCUUGGCAAAGAAUACAAUGGGAAUUUUUGCUUCCGAGGAAAUCGAGACAGUUGGGCACCUAUAUGGUUCACAGCACCUCUGUGGUGGUACUGUACAAAGUUCGCACUUAACUGAUCGUAUAUUUAGCAUAUGUAAUAGUUAAGGAAACUAAAAAACCAAGAUAUAAGAAACUGAAGUGCUGAUACUGCCUUUUGCUCUGGCUUAUCUCAAGUCAAGAAACUCGUCUCAGGGGUCUGCAAAACCAGAUACCAUGGACUAGUCAUAUGUACAGAAUACCAAGUAGAACAUACUUGAUGUUAUCUUUUUUGUUUGUCAAUUUCCAGAUUUUGCUUCCAUAGGCCUUUAUGGAACCUUUACUUUUUUAAUCAUUUGCAGAGUUCGUAUCUUCUUUA
Ziziphus jujuba (common jujube) is the source of this 2018-nucleotide messenger RNA. RefSeq names its product F-box protein At3g56470. Gene Ontology annotation, molecular function: protein binding. The transcript is spliced from 2 exons. Lineage: Eukaryota; Viridiplantae; Streptophyta; Magnoliopsida; Rosales; Rhamnaceae. The coding region runs from base 355 to 1740 and encodes 461 amino acids. The record is from RefSeq and is a predicted model, not a curated record.